AUGUCGUCUGAAGGCGUCUCCAGCGUGGACAGCGAGCCUCGACACAGGACGAACGACAGCAUCGGUGGAUGCCUCGAGGCUGGUGAACGCGCGGACGAGUGGUCGGCGGUUACGGACAGAGUGCUCGUGGGGGUCGUAACGGCGAACAAGACGGGCACCUGCGGCGUAAGGAGCGACAAGCUCGGCGCCGACGAAGACAGCACCCACGACAACGAAGCCAACAACACAGCUGACGAUGGUGAUGGUGGCCUCGGACUCGGCGACGGCUACAGGGACGUCAGCACGACAACAGCCGGCCACGGAGAGUCAGGGAGUGAUAGUUGA
Phytophthora infestans T30-4 is the source of this 324-nucleotide messenger RNA. RefSeq lists its product as uncharacterized. The record is from RefSeq and is a predicted model, not a curated record. Lineage: Eukaryota; Oomycota; Peronosporomycetes; Peronosporales; Peronosporaceae. Bases 1 to 324 code for a protein of 107 amino acids. The transcript has 3 exons.